AUGGAUUUUAACAACUCAAUAAUUUUUCUCCUCCUACAUUUUUUUCUGUUUUUUUCUUUGGUUAAUCAUGUUUACUCUUCAAAAACAAGUUAUCGUCAACUAGUUAAUCAAACUUUUCGACAAGAAGAAUAUUUUCAGAAAUUGAGAAAGACGAAAGGAAUUAAUCUUCAGCCGAUCAACAAACAUGCUGUUAAGACAAUUCGAAGUCCCGAUGGUGAUAUCAUCGACUGUAUUAUGAUUCAUAAACAACCUGCUUUUGAUCAUCCUUUAUUGAAAGGACAUAAAUUAUUGGAUCCUCCAGAAAUACCAAACGGACAUAAUGAAACUAGUAUUUUAAAUGACAAUUUUCAAUUGUGGAGUUUAUCUGGUGAAUCAUGUCCUGACAAAACAAUUCCAAUUUUAAGAAACAAACAGGAUGAUAUCAUAUCAAGACCUAACACUCAUAAUAUAUUUGAAAGAGAAUCAAUUAAUAGAGAUGAAAGAACCAGACACGAGUAUGUAAUUGCCAGAGUGAAUGAGGGUGAGUACUACGGAGGAAAGGCUAUCUUUAACGUGUGGGCCCCCCAUGUAGAACAGAAUGAAUUUAGUGUAGCUCAAAUGUGGGUCGCCUCAGGGAAUGAAGAAAACCUCAACACCAUUGAAGUUGGUUGGCAGGUGUAUCCAGGACUCUAUAGGGACAACCUCCCUAAGUUAUUUAUAUAUUGGACGGCUGAUACAUAUAAAAAAACUGGAUGCUACAAUUUAAAAUGUCCGGGCUUUGUUCAAAUUAACAAGAAAAUUCUACUUGGAGGAACACUUACUAAAAUUUCUACAUAUAAUGGAAAACAAUUUAUUUUUACCGCAAUGGUCUGGAAGGAUCCAAAGACUAAGAAUUGGUGGCUUAGGAUUGGAUAUGAUGUAAUUGGGUACUGGCCAUCCUCCUUGUUUCCACUCUUACAGAAUCAUGCAAAUACUGUUUAUUUUGGUGGAGAAAUAGUGGAUAAUGGGCCAAUAGGGACUCACACUACCACUCAAAUGGGUAGUGGACAUUUUGCCAACGAAGGUUUUCGAAAAGCUGCAUACAUUAGAAAGCUACAAGUUGUGGAUUUUAACAACUACUUGAAUCCAAUACCGAAUCCACAAUUUGACUCAAGACAACAAGAUUGUUAUGAUAUAAAACAUGGGAUUAACAAAUUAUGGGGCAAUUACAUUUACUAUGGUGGACCUGGCCGAAAUGGUAAAUGUAUCUAA
This is a messenger RNA of Cicer arietinum (chickpea), 1230 nucleotides long. The record is from RefSeq and is a predicted model, not a curated record. Lineage: Eukaryota; Viridiplantae; Streptophyta; Magnoliopsida; Fabales; Fabaceae.